CUCCUCCCGUAGCCCAGAGCUGCUUUUAUUUGUCUUCUCCUUUGUGGACUCUGUAGUUAGAGUGUUAGGGGCAUGAUGACUCCUCAGAAAGAUCUCUGGGAUGCCAUUGUGAUUGGGGCAGGUAUUCAAGGCUGCUUUACUGCUUACCACCUGGCCAAACACAGGAAGAGGGUCCUCCUGCUGGAGCAGUUCUUUCUACCACAUUCCCGAGGAAGCUCCCAUGGACAAAGCCGCAUAAUCCGGAAGGCAUACGCUGAAGACUUCUAUACACAGAUGAUGGAUGAGUGCUAUCAGUUGUGGGGCCAGCUGCAGCGCGAAGCUGGAACCCAACUGCACAGGCCAGCUGAACUCCUGUUUCUGGGAAUGAAGGAGAAUCCAGAAAUAAAGGCAUUCCAAGACACUCUGACUAGGCAUGGGAUAGAACACCAGUAUCUUUCAUCUGAGGAGUUAAAGCAACAUUUCCCCAACAUUCGACUCACCAGGGGAGAAGUGGGGCUUGUGGAUAAGACAGGAGGUAUCCUCUAUGCAGACAAAGCCCUGAGAGUCCUUCAGAAUGCAAUUCGCCAGCUAGGAGGCACAAUGUGUGAUGGAGAGAAAGUGGUGGAGAUAAGACCAGGGCAACCAGCUGCGGUGAAAACUACCUCUAAGAGCUACCAGGCCAAGAGCUUGAUCAUCACAGCAGGUCCUUGGACCAAGGACCUCCUCAGUCCUCUGGGAAUUGAGUUACCUCUCCAGGUCUUGCGGAUCAACGUGUGUUACUGGAAAGAGAAGGUUCCUGGGAGCUACAGUGUGUCCCAGGCAUUUCCAUGCUUCCUGGGCUUGGACGUGGCUCCCCAUCAUGUCUACGGGAUCCCUUCAGGGGAGUACCCAGGGCUGAUGAAGGUCUGCUAUCAUCAUGGAAACAAUGUGGCCCCUGAUGAGCGGGACUGCCCUACUGCCUUCUCAGACAUCCCAGACAUCCAGAUCCUGAGGCAGUUUGUCAGAGACUACUUACCUGACCUGAACCCUGAGCCAGACAUCAUGGAGCGUUGUAUGUACACGAACACUCCUGACAAGCAUUUCAUUCUUGAUCGCCACCCAAAGUAUGACAACAUUGUUAUUGGCGCUGGAUUCUCUGGGCAUGGAUUUAAGCUGGCCCCUGUGGUGGGGAAGAUCUUAUAUGAACUAAGCAUGAAGUUAACGCCAUCCUAUGACUUGACACCUUUUCGAAUCAGUCGCUUCUCUGGCCUGGACAAAGCUCACCUUUGACCCCUGACCAGUAGUCCUCAGAAGCCUCUGAGGAAAACUCAGAUGAAGGAAGUGACCCUGAGAGGUCUCCUUUUUCCCCCUAACUUUUCUUGAAUCUUCUCUAAACACUAAAUGAAUUGACUUUUCUUUUUUUUCCCUCCCACAUCCCCAAUUUCAACACCUUUCUUGUUCCCAGAAUAUCGAUCAGACAUUCAUCAUCACAGAGUAGCAGGGACCUUUGAAAGCGAUGAGGCAGUACAGUGU
Dipodomys spectabilis (banner-tailed kangaroo rat) is the source of this 1491-nucleotide messenger RNA. RefSeq names its product pipecolic acid and sarcosine oxidase (gene Pipox). Gene Ontology annotation, cellular component: peroxisome. Gene Ontology annotation, molecular function: L-pipecolate oxidase activity; flavin adenine dinucleotide binding; sarcosine oxidase activity. NCBI's taxonomy places the organism in Eukaryota, Metazoa, Chordata, Mammalia, Rodentia, Heteromyidae. The transcript has 8 exons. Bases 73 to 1248 code for a protein of 391 amino acids. The record is from RefSeq and is a predicted model, not a curated record.